Molecule: messenger RNA, 1563 nt
Organism: Seriola dumerili (greater amberjack)
Lineage: Eukaryota; Metazoa; Chordata; Actinopteri; Carangiformes; Carangidae
Product: C-C chemokine receptor type 2-like
Exons: 3
Coding region: 133-1200 (355 amino acids)
Biological process (GO): immune response; inflammatory response; positive regulation of monocyte chemotaxis
Cellular component (GO): membrane
Molecular function (GO): C-C chemokine receptor activity
Source: RefSeq, a predicted model, not a curated record
UUACUACAGUCAGUUCAGUUCACCAAUGUGCAUUUGAGGACAUCGUGCCCAAAAAGAUCCAAAGGAGAAAAAGAAGCCCUGGGGUGCAGCCACUGAUUACCUGGCAGGAAAAGGAAUCACUGAAAUCUCACCAUGUCAGGUAAUGGAACAAAUGCCACUGCAGGGUAUGAUUACUCAGCCUAUUACGACGAGACCAUAAACUUCUCUCCUUGUGACGACGUGGAUCUCAAGGAUUUUGGCCAUGUGUUUCUGCCCACUCUCUACAGUCUGGUUUUUGUCCUUGGCUUUAUAGGUAAUGGCCUUGUGGUGUGCGUUCUGGUGAAAUAUCGCAACCAGACCAACUUGACAGACAUCUGCCUCUUCAACCUGGCUCUCUCCGACCUCCUCUUUGUGCUCACGCUGCCUUUCUACGCCCACUACUCUGCGGUCAGACAGUGGGUUUUCGGAGACUUCAUGUGCCGUUUCAUCUCAGGCUGCCACCACUCUGGCUUCUUCAGCAGCAUCUUCUUCAUGAUUAUCAUGACGCUGGACCGCUACUUGGUCAUCGUGCACACUCACAAGGUGGCACGGUACCGCACUCUGCAAGCAGGAGUCACUCUGAGCAUGUUUGUGUGGCUGCUGAGCCUGUUUGUCUCUUUACCUGCUCUGAUCUUCACAAAGGUCACAGAUGGCCCUGAAGGGCUGGAGUGUAACUACGCCCCAAAUAACAACGCCUGGAAGCUUUACGACAUCUUUGCAACAAACCUACUGGGUCUCAUGAUUCCCUUGGUGGUGAUGGUGGGUUGCUACUCCAGGAUCAUCCUUACUCUGGUGAACAUGAGGAGUGCAAAGAAGAAGCACUGCGUUGUCAGGCUGAUCAUCUGUAUAGUGGCCACCUUUUUCUUGUUCUGGGCCCCAUAUAACAUUUCCAUUUUCUUGAAGUUUCUGCAGUCUCACGGCAAAAUGCCAAAUGGUUGCAAAUUCCACAGAGAUCUAAAGCUGACAAUAACAGUGACCGAGACAUUUGCUUACACUCACUGCUGCCUGAACCCCAUCGUAUACGCCUUUGUUGGGCAGAAGUUCAUGAAACGGGCCGUGCACAUGCUGAGCAAUUGGCUGCCUGGGAUUCACCUUCGCCCCUGCAGUGAUUUGUCAGAAACCUUGUUCAGGAGAAGCUCAGUCACAUCCAAGUCCUCUGUCACCUCCACUGUUAUCAUGUAAGAGGUGGAGGGCAGAUGGAGGCCUGAUAUGUCUUAAGGACAUCAUGAAUGUUUUGCCUUGUUAGUGAUGCAGACCAUGUUAUCCAUCCAUCCAUGGCCAUGUUAUUCAUCAGCAAUGUCUGAUCUUAAAAAGCUGCAUGUACCUGUACAUAGGAUUUUUUUUAGGCCUUUUUGACUUCAUUCGCACUUUUGCAUUUGUUUAUUUGCACUGUAAUGUUUCAUUUUGACCAUAAGAUGUCAGAUGUGUACUCAGGUGUGAGUAUACCAGUGACGUGCAGUCAGGGGAGGCAGGUGAGGCACUGCCUCACCUGCCAUCAUGGAAAAAAAAAAAAAAGUAAAAAGAAAAAAAAAUAAUUAAAUUGUU